AUGUUGGAGAUGCAAGACCGCUUAGUAGACUCCACCUUGAUAGAUUUUGUCAACGACAUGAACCUGAUGGAGUGCAGUUUGGGACCAAAACAGCAGCAGGUGGAUAAUAAUAAUAACAAUAGUGAUGCAUCCAGUCCGAGCGCCUCUUCCUGCUGGAGCGACACCUCGGAGCAUCAUCUGGUGAUGCACGGCCAUCACCAUCACCAUCACAGCAGGAGGUCCAAGCGGAGGAGGAUCAUCACCGUGGUGCAGCGGCAGGCGGCAAAUGUGCGGGAGAGGAAGAGGAUGUUCAGCUUGAACGAGGCGUUUGAUGAGCUGAGGAGGAAAGUUCCCACGUUCGCCUACGAGAAGAGACUGUCCCGCAUCGACACGCUGCGUCUGGCCAUCGUCUACAUCUCCUUCAUGACGGACCUGCUGGAGAACACCUGA
Messenger RNA from Sebastes umbrosus (honeycomb rockfish), 429 nucleotides. It is a transcript of the gene ferd3l, whose product is annotated as fer3-like protein. Lineage: Eukaryota; Metazoa; Chordata; Actinopteri; Perciformes; Sebastidae. The record is from RefSeq and is a predicted model, not a curated record. The transcript has a single exon. Gene Ontology annotation, molecular function: protein dimerization activity; RNA polymerase II transcription regulatory region sequence-specific DNA binding; DNA-binding transcription factor activity, RNA polymerase II-specific. The coding region runs from base 1 to 429 and encodes 142 amino acids. Gene Ontology annotation, biological process: regulation of transcription by RNA polymerase II; developmental process.